Molecule: messenger RNA, 1159 nt
Organism: Pelagomonas calceolata
Lineage: Eukaryota; Pelagophyceae; Pelagomonadales; Pelagomonadaceae
Source: the annotation of a GenBank genome assembly
GGCGACCUGUGGCAAAGCGCUGCCAUACGGACCGCAACAGACGAGUAGAACACACCAGCACAUCGCAAAAUAGCCCCACAGCACGCCGCAGGAGCUUCGCCAAGCGCGAGCAUCCAUAGCUCGCGGACUGUCCCAAAAACGCCCUGAGACCGCCAAGGAGCGCGAACUCCCUGCGCGCGCAAAGAUGGCAAACAUGAUGGCCCCCGGCGGCUUCGCCACCACCAAGGUCUGCCGCCACGACGACUGCGCCGACGAGCGCUGUCGACGCAUGGAGGCGCACGACGCGCUGCUCGACCCGUGCUGUGCUAAAGAUCAAAAAGAACGGCGCCAGGCCUCGAAAUGGAUGGCCCAGCUGCGGGCGGCGGACCCGGCUCGGAAAGCUCUAGAUGCUCGUAGGGGCGCCGUCGACGUCGCGCCUUUGCCUGAAUAUGAACGGCCGCCGCGGCCCUUUCCCGCGGCGCCGUCAAAGAAGCAAGAAUCAUCAGAUGAUGAGGAGGACAGCGAUUCAGAUGCGGAGUUCCUCGACGAAUUAGAAAAUGACAAUGAGUUGAUGGAGAAGAUGCGUUCUGCGCGUAUCAGAGAAAACGAGUGCAUGCGCGAGACGACGUCGAGUGAACUGGCUAUUGCUUUGACGCGGGGUCCCGUGCUCGUGCAUGCGUUUGCGCCUUCUGAGAAUUUACAGCAUCUCGAUGGGGCUUUAGCUGUCGCCGCUCAAGAACGGGGCGUGCGGUUCCUGCGGACGAGGCGGGGCCAGGCUAUUGGGGAGAAGGAGUUAAUUGACGCUCGAUUAACACGGGAGAAGAUCAGCGACGGGAAAGGGGCCUUGCUAGCCUUCGUCGGCGGCGUUGUGACCGCGUGUGCGUUAGAUCUAAAUGAGUUCGCAGAUAAUGAUGCGGUGGCGCACGACCGCGUCGAGCGCUGGCUCGACAACGCGCGGUGCGCUUCGGGCGAAGCUGACGAUGAUGAGGUGGUGAGCGAGGCCGAGGAACCCGUGAUAGAGUACUACGACUGCGGCAAGCCGGGCUGCUGCAAGACGUUCGAGCACAAGCACGUGGGGCUCGAGAUGGGUGCCCCGCGCGAGUUCGACGUGGACCACGAGCGGGUCUAGUCUAGGGGUAUGUGUGCUAAGUGUGUUGAUGCACUUUCUGUGUGGGCGGGG